Messenger RNA from Drosophila elegans, 1405 nucleotides. It is a transcript of the gene sordd1, whose product is annotated as E3 ubiquitin-protein ligase RNF185. Gene Ontology annotation, biological process: ubiquitin-dependent protein catabolic process. The record is from RefSeq and is a predicted model, not a curated record. Gene Ontology annotation, cellular component: endoplasmic reticulum. The transcript is spliced from 4 exons. Lineage: Eukaryota; Metazoa; Arthropoda; Insecta; Diptera; Drosophilidae. The coding region runs from base 207 to 1040 and encodes 277 amino acids. Gene Ontology annotation, molecular function: metal ion binding; ubiquitin-like protein conjugating enzyme binding; ubiquitin protein ligase activity.
UAUCGACUGCCGUGGGGUAUCGUCAUCGCAAUUGUUUUGAGGUGUCGAGAAGUCAAUUGAUAAAUUACCGUUUUUACCAUAAUACAAUUACAAUUAAUAUCUAAUCUAAUCAACCACCUUGAUAAUAUUAUUUGACUUGAUCUGUACAAUAUUAAGCACGCUCGAACGAUUGAUUGGACGUUGACUAGCAUUCUGGGCAUAACACCAUGGAAGAGCCGAAAAUGGCAAAGUCACCGGACCUGCCCACCACAUCAUCCGGAUCAUCCGGAUCCACUUCGACCGAGAACGUUGGCUACGACAAAAUAGCCUGGACCAGGGAUAUCACAGAGCCAUUGUCGGAGGAGUCAUCCACCAGUCAAUUGCGACCGCUGGGCACAUCGAUGUCAUCUGAUUCGGCGGCAGAAGCAGCGAAUACAUCCAACACAUCGUAUUCCUUUACCGGGAACUACCUUUCCGGCGGCAACAUUGCCGACCUAAAGUCUGGCGGCACCUCUUCGUCCGCUGGCCCCGAGAGUGCGUCGAAAUCCAACGAGAAGGAACAGAGCAACAAGGACCAGAACGAUGAAUCCCUUUACGAGUGCAAUAUAUGCCUGGACACGGCCAAGGAUGCGGUGGUCAGCAUGUGCGGACAUCUCUUCUGCUGGCCCUGCUUGCACCAGUGGCUCUUGACGCGACCCAAUCGCAAACUCUGCCCCGUAUGCAAAGCAGCUGUCGACAAGGAUAAAGUCAUACCGCUCUACGGAAGGAAUAGUACGCAUCAGGAAGAUCCUCGAAAUAAAGUUCCACCACGCCCUGCUGGUCACCGUACAGAACCAGAGCCUGUUCCUGGUUUUCCUGGAUUUGGAUUCGGAGACGGUUUUCACAUGUCCUUUGGUAUUGGCGCUUUUCCCUUUGGAUUUAUAACUUCAUCACUUAAUUUUGGCGAACCGCGUCCUGCUGCUGCUAAUCGUGGCACAACGCAAUACGAGGAUGAGCAAACCCUUUCUAAGCUGUUUUUGUAUCUGGCCUUUUUGUGUAUCGGAUGGCUGCUUUUUGCAUAGCAAGCUGCUGACGCAUAAAAACCACAAAGCGAUAACAAGAACGUAUAUUCAAAUGUGUAUGGAAUGCGUCCGAAGUAGUCAUAUAGCAGUAUCCUCCAGUUAAAGCAACAAUAUUCUUAAAAACGUUGGGUAAAAAUCGUUGGUGUGAUUAAUCAAAAUAAUUGGAAUACUUUUCGGAUUAAACUGUACUUCGAGCAUUUGUAAAAGCGUUAUUGACAUGUGAAAUCCGAAAAUAUUUCAUCAAUUUCGCGUGUCCCUAUGACCUUCAACAUACCAGAUUGAAAACUUAAAAUCAUUUCUUCGGUAUGUUCUCGGAUUGCAUUGAUUUAGUCAAAAAAAAGUAGUUGUCAAAAAAUGUAAAAAUA